Messenger RNA from Penicillium bovifimosum, 624 nucleotides. RefSeq lists its product as uncharacterized. The transcript has a single exon. Bases 1 to 624 code for a protein of 207 amino acids. NCBI's taxonomy places the organism in Eukaryota, Fungi, Ascomycota, Eurotiomycetes, Eurotiales, Aspergillaceae. The record is from RefSeq and is a predicted model, not a curated record.
AUGACUCCUGGACAAAAGCCAUAUCAUUUCGCCUUGCUUGCCAACCACUGGCUGAACAAAGAGACAUGGCUCGUAAUUGAUCCCGUAUCCAGGGUUUCUAACGAUGCACGCCGCAAGUGGGGAGAUCCCCGAUUCAACGUUCCUUAUCCAUCGCCUGAUUGGAGUCCUAGACCAAAGUAUCCAGUUGCCAGACGCAAACGAGCGCAGAGACCUCGCAUCGACUCCUGGCGGGCCGCAGUGAACAAGCAGAGAAAGAUAUCUGGGGUGCGAGAUGCGAUCCGCACCGUUACACUGUAUGAUGAGUCGGCUGAGGAACCACCUGAUGGUCACAUUGACCCUGGCUGCUGGGCUUUGCCAAAACCACCUCAAGGAUUUGAGAUGUCCACUGCACAGAAGAACGCCUGGUACGAAGGAGGUGCGGGCUGGCAAGAAACGCUUGAGGAUUGGCAGCAUGUCCAUCGAGGGUACCGUGUUCAAAAAGCCCUCCACGAAGGCCGGGUCAAUCGGGGCAAGCUGAAGGAAGUGGCGUCUCGAGUCAACAGAUGCUGUCGUACUGCUUCGGGGAAGUUGAUCCCAAACCAUGAUGCCAAAAAAAGAAAAGUCUCGAACCCCCUUGUCUCAUGA